Messenger RNA from Parascedosporium putredinis, 927 nucleotides. The record is from the annotation of a GenBank genome assembly. NCBI's taxonomy places the organism in Eukaryota, Fungi, Ascomycota, Sordariomycetes, Microascales, Microascaceae.
AUGGGCCUAAGGCAACUGGACUUCGAUCAAUGGAUUGAGCUGGACAAUCAUUAUCCGAAAUUUCACGCUGAUAAGACACGCAGGCUCGAGGAAAGGGCGGAAAAAUGCGUCCAUACCCAUCCUGAUGCCUACCCCGCAGCGAUAGAGCUUCUCGAAGAACUUACCGACUAUCUUCCGGCUCGAUAUCCUAGCAUGUUCAAACGCACGGCGGUUGGCAUCGACAAUAUGUGGUCUAACGAAUCCUUCAACAUUAUCGAGAGGCCUCUCAAAGAAAACCCAAUGGCGAUAUGCGCUCGCCUUGUACAAGAUGACUUGGCCCUCAUGAUUGAGCGGCCUGACGGACAGUAUUAUCUUCUUGGUGGCGCCGUACUGUUGGCUGGCUUCUGGAGACUCACGGACAAAUUGGGAAUGCCUCUUUCUGAGAUUCACACCUCCGGCGAUGUUCCGCACUACAAAGAGAAGCUCGAGACUGGAAUGAUGAAGUUCUUUACGCGCUUACGCCCCGAGACAAUGUACUGUCGCAACAACUACUUUCUUCAAGUCGACGACAAUCUCCCGUGGAGCGUUAGCAUCGGAGAGGAAGACGCACCGGUGGUCAGCUGGAGCACAGCAGAGAAGGAUAAGGCCAUCGCCCACCACUGGUUCAGAUCGGAGAGGCAGUCCCUUCGGCGAUUGCCCAAGACGGGUGCCGUUGUCUUCACCAUUAGAACGUAUUUCCACCCCAUAACCGAAAUCUGUCAGGAAGACUAUGUCCCCGGGCGGCUGGCAAGCGGCAUCCGCAGUUGGGACGGCACAGUUGCAAAGUAUAAAGGCCGGGAGAAGUAUGAGAAGGUCUUAUUGGAGUACUUGGACAGGGAGCACCAGAGACAGUUGGACCGUGGGCUAGAUCUGUCUAAAGAAGGCGAAGUUCAUCAAUAUCCGUUUUAG